AUGUCUAGCGCAACACCCACUGUGGAGCCACUCUCUCACCUCCAGACACAUCAAACAGCCAAGAAACCAGCAGAAUUGGCCACCAAGCACAACACACGUCUCCUCAACACCGAUAGUCUGAGCAGAGAAUACAAGAGUGCCAACAAACGGCUAUUGAUGUUUGACUAUGAUGGCACUCUCACUCCAAUCGUCAAGAACCCUGCCGAUGCACAGCCAACCCAGAACCUCUUGCGUUACCUGGCCGCACUCUGCAGAGACCCAUCAAACACCGUCUGGAUCAUUUCUGGCCGCGACCAGGAAUUCUUGCAGACCCAUCUAGGCCACAUUGAACGGCUCGGUCUUAGUGCCGAACACGGCUCUUUCAUGAAAUUGGCAGGUACCCACGAAUGGAUCGAUAUGCUCCAGAACGCAGACAUGAGCUGGAAAAGCACGUGCCUAAAGAUAUUCGAAAACUAUACCGCACAAACUCCUGGUACAGUUAUUGAGCAGAAGAAAUCAUCGAUCACGUGGCAUUACCGCAAUGCAUUGGAUCAAGACGAAGCUUAUCGUCAAUCGCUGCUAUGUUAUGAAGAAUUGAAAAAGAUCGGAGGUGUGGACAUCUUGGUUGGUAAGAUGAACUUGGAGGUGCGGUCUCUGUUGGUCAACAAGGGAGAGGUUGUCAAGAGAAUACAGACCCAAGAAGGACCAGCCGAUUUCAUUCUGUGUGCUGGUGAUGACCAGACAGACGAAGACAUGUUUCGUGCCCUGUGUGACGACAAGCGCGCUUUCUGUGUCCUGGUCGGGCCCCCUAACAGAGAGACUUUGGCCGGAUGGUGUGUGGAGAGCAGUGAGCAGGUUGUUUCACUAUUGGGAUCAAUGGUUCCUCAAGUCACAAAUGGCAGCAAUAGCUCUCUGUAAAUUCCUUUUAUUUUUAAUUUUCUUUAAUUUUCUUAAAAAAAAAACAAAAAACAAUCAUUACCACAAACUAUUACAACUAUUACUGUCAUAACAACCGCCACCGCCAUCAUUACCACCGCCAUCAUCGUAAUCUCUAAUCAAUAAAUAUAAUAAGGUGUUUCAGUAU
Messenger RNA from Phycomyces blakesleeanus NRRL 1555(-), 1063 nucleotides. RefSeq lists its product as hypothetical. NCBI's taxonomy places the organism in Eukaryota, Fungi, Mucoromycota, Mucoromycetes, Mucorales, Phycomycetaceae. Gene Ontology annotation, cellular component: alpha,alpha-trehalose-phosphate synthase complex (UDP-forming); cytosol. Bases 1 to 897 code for a protein of 298 amino acids. Gene Ontology annotation, molecular function: catalytic activity. Gene Ontology annotation, biological process: trehalose biosynthetic process. The transcript is spliced from 3 exons. The record is from RefSeq and is a predicted model, not a curated record.